Molecule: messenger RNA, 2469 nt
Organism: Diachasma alloeum
Lineage: Eukaryota; Metazoa; Arthropoda; Insecta; Hymenoptera; Braconidae
Product: protein amnionless-like
Exons: 6
Coding region: 662-2110 (482 amino acids)
Biological process (GO): receptor-mediated endocytosis; intracellular protein localization
Cellular component (GO): endocytic vesicle; apical plasma membrane
Source: RefSeq, a predicted model, not a curated record
UAUAGAAAAAUGAAAUUCUACACAUUUUUCACUGAAAUAAUUUCCAUUUGAUAUUUUCUAUGGAAUUCUCCAACACUAUAAAAUUUUUCCGUGCGUGGAAUAAAUUUUCGUUUUAGAUCUUUUUUGGAAAAAUAUCCUGACAUCUGAGGGAGAUACAGAAAUUUGUGUGAAGGUUUUUUUUGUAGAGUGAACUGAGAUCUACAAAGCAAUCCUCAUUGUAAUUUCGCUGUUCCGCAGAUGCUGAGAUAUUCACAAAACACUGGCAUUCACCAUUUCACUACUGAAAUGUUCUUCCCUGUAUGUUUGAAAAUACCACAAAAUUACGGAAUGCGAAAAUUAUUUAUCACUUAAGGGGUUAUUCCCUUGUCCUAGAUAACCGAAGAUAAAUGUAUAUUGCACAUUAAUGUGAAAAAUAAAAUACCUCAAAAUGGUAAUAAUUUUUUGUCAGAAUAAAAUAAACCAAAAAUGAUAAAAUUGUCUGUCCCAUCAGUUCCAUUAUUUUUCAAUUUUCUUUUAUUUUUCUCGGUUUAUCCCCGUAUCUGGGUAUACAGAUAGGGGUAUUCCAUAGGGACUCCAGUGGCACGGAAACGCCUACUGUGGGCAGUAAUGCGGGAUCAUCCCGUCAGUUCAAAUGUACAUGUAGUGGAAUAAAUCUUGAAAAAUGCGACUUUUAGUUUUAUUCAUUUUUGCGGGAGAAUUUUGCGUACGUAAAGGAGAUUCUUGGAGAUUAGGGGAUCGAAAAGUCUGGCUUCCGGACUUGGAAUUCAUGACUAAGGGUAAUUGGAUUAGUGAUAAAGUGCCAACAAAAAAUAGUAGAAUUAAAUUUCCGUUGGAGAUUCAACAUUCCGUGGGCCUACCCUUGACUGGUGAUUUUGCUUUUUCGGGGAUUGAGUUGCCACACGAUGGCUCACUCCUUCUUCCUCUCAAUGGCGGCUUGCAGUUGACCGAACCCAAAGGGAAAGGUAAUAAGAAUAACAACCCUGAAAUAUUCGAGUGGAAGUGGAAGGGUCCGUUCUCGUGGGUCGAUCCGGAAAAUUGGAGUGGAUCAAAUAAAGCUGUUCCCCAUUUGGAGAAAAUUCCUUGCGGCAGAGACAUGGUCAUUCUGCCGAGUUACAAUCGCUCAUUGAGUAUCAAAUUACCCACCGUUGAUGUCAAUGUGAAGGAAGUUAAAAUUGGAAAGGGAGCCCCGUUGGAGUCGUGGGACUGGCAGGAGGUCAUGAGGGGGAGAGAAUUCACGAAUAGCCACUGGAGUGUCAAAUACAGCGGAUCGCCUUACUGUGACAAAUGUUUAUGUCGUCACAACACCAACAUUAACGACCUGAUGAACGAAAUCUGCGAAAUUGAGAGACCAAGAUGUUUGAGCCAAGAGAUUGCCUGUUCAUACCCAAUCGGAGUGGAGGGACAUUGUUGCUCUUACUGCGGCGGCCAACUCUCCCUGAGCGUUAAUCACGCGACCUUUCCACUGUCGAAAUUAAAUGAAAUUACAAAUGAGGCAUUGAAAAGCUAUGAUGAUAUAUCUCAUCAUGUCAGAGUGACGCUGAAUGAAAAUGUAGAAGUUCUCGUCACCGAGAAUGGCGUUUACACGGGGAUAAAAAGUGCCGAAGCCGUUGAUACACUUCAGAGAGUUUUUGCAGAAAGAGGAAUAAGCGUGUUGUCAUACGCAGUGACGGGAGCACCACUGAAGGGCUCUGCCCUUGCAACAGCUCUGGGCCCACUAUUCGGUAUUCCACUCGUGAUAAUUAUUCUCAUCCUCAUAGCCAUCCCAUCCUUCGGAUAUUCGUACAGAGAAGUGUAUUCCAUUUUUCGAGCAUCAAUUCGCGAGGGAAGUCUGCCACACGACGAUCCCGACAAAGAGGGAAAUUUCGGAUUCGCGAGGUUUGAGAAUAUACCAGAGGGUGAGGUGCAACUGGCAAGUGCAGUAAUACCAGAGGACGACAUGGACAGCGAUGACGAUGAUUACGAGGACGGAAAGAGAUUCGAGAACCCCUUGUACAGAUCAAAGAGGAAGGGGCCAGUUGAGAAGAUUAUUGACAUCGACGGACCUGUGAGCCUCGCCGAGCUAGCGGGGAAGGUCACUUCUCACGAGGAUGCUAAUAUUGAUUCUGAUUGAUAAACCUGCAUUGAAAACGUCGAUCACUCCACUUCUGCAUGCAACAAUGAAAUUAAUGCAGUUAUUUUUAACUGGCGGUAAUACAUUCAUGUUAUUUAACGAAAUUCCAACGUCCGACGAACGUUUCAGUCACGUGUAUGAACAAUGGGAGAUUGUUUCAAAGGGCUCACGCUUUACGGAAAUUUGAUCGAUUCAAUGAUAAUCGGAAUCGUUGAUCGGAACAGUUCCCCUAUCGUACUGACAUUGACAAUGUUUAAGACAAUACCCUUUAUUCCAGAUCUCUCAUUCAAAACAAGUGGACAAUGGCAUUUUGUUUUUGUUGCUAAUAAAUUAGCAAUUUUAUUUGCUUUCGAAUGCGU